CUGAGCGGGCCGCGGCGGCGGCGCGGCCGCGGGGCGGCGAUGGCCGCGGGGCGGGCGCCCGCCCGGGCGCCCGUGGCCCUGCUGCUGGCGGCGUGCCUCGUGCCCCGGGCCGCCCCGAAGGGCUGCUUCACGGGGAGCGCCGAGGUCACCAUGGCCGACGGGAGCCUGAGGCCGCUGCAAGAGGUCCGGGCGGGGGACGAGGUGCUGUCGUGGGACGAGAGCCUGGGCCGGCUGGCACCGUCGGUGGUGCAGGGGACGCCGUCGUUCCUGCGCGCCGCGUCCGAGGUGGUGGAGCUGGAGCUGGGCGCGUCGGCCGCCCGGGGGGCGCGCUCGCCCGGGCGUCUGCUGCACGCCACCGUGGACCACCCGUUCUGGAGCAGGAGCAAGGGCGCUCUGGUGUCGCUGCAGCCCGAGGCCACCGACCGCGAGUACGGCCUCCGGGCAGCCGCGCUGGUGCCGGGCGAGGAGCUGGAGAGCCCAGAGGCUGCCGCGGGCGGUGCGAACGGCCCGCGCGUGCUGGGCCUGGCGCAGGCCUCGGCGGCGCUGCUUCGAGGCGGACGCCUCCACGGCGCGGCCAACAGGAGCCACGUGGAGGUGAGGACGCUCUGCCUGCACCCCCUGCACUGGUUCUUUGUGCAGGGCGUGCGCGUGCACAACAAGGGGUGCUUUGCGCCCUGGGUCGGGGUGCUCAUGGGCGAUGGCACGGAGAGGGCCAUCUCCUCGGUCCAGGCUGGCGACACUGUGAUGUCAUGGGACAGUUCUUCGGGCUCGCUGCAGCAGGCCCGAGUCCGGAGCCGAGAGUCCUACCCCGCCCGCGACCUGUUCCAGGUGCUGCUCGUUGCAGCCGAGGGCCAGGCCCUCGCGGCGCGCCGGCUGCACGGCGCCGGCGCCGGCGCGGGGCCGCCCCGGCGCGCGGCGCCGCUGGUGCUCACGGGGGACCACCCGGUCUACAGCGCGAGGCAGCAGGGACUUGUGUCGCUGAGGCCGGAGCACACCUUUGAGCGCUACGGUGUGACGGUCGCGCAGAUGCAGACCGAUGGCGAGGUCCUGGUGUGCCAGGACGGGCGCCACGUCAAUGCGUCUGUGAUGGCGUGGGCAGACCCUCUCGAGACUGUCAUGACGCUGACGCUGGACGAGCAUCACUGGUUUUACGCCGAGGGCGUCUUGGUGCACAACAAGGGCGGCUUCGGGGGCCACAGCUCCACAGGCUUCGGGGGACACGGUAUCGGCCACACCGCGUACAGGAGCAACCCCUUAGCGGCGGCCACCUACGUCCCGAGGUCCCACUUCAGCUCGUUGGGCACCUUUGCAAUGUUUGCCAUGACGGAGCACGUUCGUCGCAGACGGAACCUCUGGGGAACUGGUGCGCGAGACGGCUGCAUCUACGGGGCGACGAUCGCCGCCGACGGAUACGACAACGAGAGCGUGAUAGCCAACGUCAACGCCACCUGCCGACGCCACAUGCCCUCCGUCGAGGCCUGCUUCGCGUGCGACUCGUGCCAGACCGCACGGUGCCUCAAAAACCUGACGGGCUGCGCCGCCUUCCUCGAGGAGCUGUACGCCGGAGGGUGCCGGCAGAUCGACGACCAGCAGAGCAUGCUGGCGGCCUUCCUUCUAUUGCUGCUCUCGUUCUGGGGGCUGACCUGGUGCUGCCACCGCAGCGGUUCAAUCAACAGCUCUCCCAGGAGCAUGGCUAGGUACAGACAGCGUAGACUGCAGCUGAGCCCUAUGAACGAGGUGAAGCUCGACAGGGUGUUCUUCGAGGGCGAGUACACGGAGAGAGGGACAACGCAGAAUACGACGUAUUCGCUUCUCUUCUUGCCCGAUGGCAUUGUCCGGGGGAUCGCCAAGGAUGACGACGGCACCGCUCAGGUGGACGGCAAACUGCGGUGGAGGAAGGCGCAGGCUGCGGGGGUGAUCGUCUGGACCGAGACGGGGCAGCAGACGGUGGAGGUUCCCCGGCAGCGCCGCCGCGCCCCUGCGGCGGGGCGCCGCGCCCGCCGCGGGCGCCGCGCGGCUUGCGCUGUGGCCGCGCCCGGCGCCCCGCGGCUCGGAGUGACUUGCUGCUCCCGCAGCGGUCUGCCCGCGCAGCCGACGGCCACCGCCGGCGCAAUACCAAGAAUCCCCCCCCCUAUCGUUGCCCCUCACACUAGCACUCCAGCAGGGAAGCGAGCGACGCAGACAGAACUGGCGCUCCUCGCGCAAGGGAGUGGGGGUCUGGCGCCGAUCCGAGACAUUUGCGCGGACCUCUGAACUUUUUAUGUUUAUGCAUGUUUAUGUGAUUGUUUGAUUCCCUUUUUAUGGCUCCAGUUCGCCGGGACUCGGGCUCGCCGCCGCUCUUCGACGGGCCCUUCCCGGGUUCUUCGGCGGUCCGGUGUUCGCGGGGCUGCUGCAGCGGGGGCCCGCGGUGGGGCCUCGUGUCCAUUUCCUGGCGGCCCCGUCAGGCCAACCCGAGUCCCUGCUUCGACGUCGCACUCGCUGCUCGCGGCGUGGGGCCCCCUGGGCGCCCUGGCCCCUUCCCCCCCCCGGGCCGGCCUUCCCUCCUCUUAUCGUUUCCGGGGGCCCCGCGGCCAGGGAGCGGCCCUCCAGGGGGGCCGAGAGAGCACCGCAGAGUGGGCCGCCGAGCUCUCCUCCCGCGGCGCCCAGGUGUGGCCGCCGCGGCGCACACGAGGGGCGCGAGCGCGCGUGCGCUGUUUUUUGCUUCUCUGUCUGUGAGGUUACCAACACAUAUGGAAGCCGCACCCUCCCCCCAACCCGAAAUUCGGGUCUUCGGGCUGGGUCACGAGCCGCCGCAGCACCGGCCAAUGGGGGCAGGCCCGGCUCCCCGCCUGUACAGCGGCGCCCUGCCCAAUCCCGCCGCAGCGGGCGUGGCUCCGGCCGCCCAAGCAGGGGCGGCCGUGACUGUAGCUUGCCGCGGGGGAAAAGCGGCCCACGUCGGACGGGGCUAGGUCGAGGAGAAGUCGGCU
Molecule: messenger RNA, 2966 nt
Organism: Prorocentrum cordatum
Lineage: Eukaryota; Dinophyceae; Prorocentrales; Prorocentraceae
Source: the annotation of a GenBank genome assembly